CUCCGGGCUGGGCCGGCCGCCUCCCGGGAGCCCGCGGACGGCUGCGAAGCGGAGGAGCGCUCGUUGCAGCACAUGCUGCGCGCCAUAGCCGAGGAGCGCGGACGCCUUAGCCUGCGCCGUGAGGUCUGCGGCCUGGGUUGCUUCAAGGAUGACCGCAUCGCCUUCUGGACCUGGAUGUUCUCCACCUACUUCAUGGAGAAGCUGGCUCCCCGGCAGGACGACAUGCUUUUCUACGUGCGCAGGAAGCGAGCCUACCCAGCCAGUGAGAGCACUGUCGAUGGAAGGAAGGCUGAGGCUGAGCCUGAGGUGGAGGUGGAAGUGUACCGGAGAGACUCUAAGAAGCUUCCGGGCCUGGGAGACCCUGACAUCGACUGGGAGGAGAGCGUCUGCCUGAACCUCAUCCUGCAGAAGCUGGACUACAUGGUGACCUGCGCGGUGUGCACGCGUGCCGACGGGGGUGACAUCCACAUCCAUAGGAAGAAAUCCCAGCAAGUGUUUGCCUCCCCCAGCAAACACCCCAUGGACAGCAAAGGGGAAGAGUCCAAGAUGAGCUACCCCAACAUCUUCUUCAUGAUUGACAGCUUUGAGGAGGUGUUCAGUGACAUGACAGUGGGGGAAGGAGAGAUGGUCUGUGUUGAGCUGGUGGCCAGUGACAAGACCAACACGUUCCAGGGUGUCAUCUUUCAGGGCUCCAUCCGCUACGAGGCGCUCAAGAAGGUGUAUGACAACCGCGUGAGUGUGGCAGCUCGAAUGGCCCAGAAGAUGUCAUUUGGCUUCUACAAGUACAACAACAUGGAGUUUGUGCGCAUGAAGGGGCCUCAGGGCAAAGGCCAUGCAGAGAUGGCAGUCAGCCGAGUGUCUACUGGGGACACAUCCCCCUGUGGGACCGAAGAUUCAAGCCCAGCUUCGCCCAUGCAUGAGCGGGUGACCUCCUUUAGCACCCCGCCCACCCCAGAGCGAAACAACCGGCCUGCCUUCUUCUCCCCGUCCCUCAAGAGGAAGGUGCCACGGAACCGCAUUGCAGAGAUGAAGAAAUCACACUCUGCCAACGACAGCGAGGAGUUCUUCCGGGAGGACGACGGUGGAGCCGAUCUGCACAAUGCCACCAAUCUGCGGUCUCGGUCCCUGUCCGGCACAGGCCGGUCCCUGGUCGGGUCCUGGCUGAAGCUAAACAGAGCUGAUGGAAACUUCCUUCUCUAUGCACACCUGACCUAUGUCACUUUGCCACUGCAUCGGAUCUUAACAGACAUCCUGGAAGUACGGCAGAAACCCAUCUUGAUGACCUAGUGUGUGUGGAGCCUGCAUGGAGCCCCGGCCCUGCCUGGCCCUGGGAAUGCUGCCAAGUGCCUACCUGUCACCGCCAACCGGGGUCUUCUGUGACAAGCCAGCACCGGAGCUACAGCCAGGCAGGGCCACUCGACUCCCGGGGCCAGGGCCGACUCCAUGAACACCAGCCCAAACUGAAGUGCCUCGUCGUCCUCCCUCGCUGGCUCUGCUCCCACCCUGUGCCCACGCUCAGCCCCCUUGGCCUAUCUCAGAGAGCUUUCUGCUCCCAAAGAGGGCCAGAGAUGCCAAGAGAUCAUAGAGGGCGUGAGGGGUUGCCAGCUUCCAGAAUGUUCUUAGACCUUGACCUUGGCUCCCGUAUCCCUGCUGGGGCUCUGUGCCAGGCCACUGUCUGCGCAUCCUACACAAAGCCAGUUGAAGAUUUUGUAAUGCAGUACUGACGAACUUCAGCUCAAGAGUCGGUCCCAACUUGUUCUCCCAUAGUUCUUGUCACAGUAGGUCCCAGCUGGGGGUCAGGGAACAUGAGCUGUUUGUCGGCUGGGAAUACCUCGCCCUAUGCCCAACUCCAGAAUGGGUCACAACCUCCAGCUGGGCAGACAGGCUCCGAUCCCCCAGAAUGGCCUUUGCUUCCAUCCAAAGAACACCGCCAACACACACACCUCCGACCCCGAGAUGUCCUGCUUCGAUCUCGGCUCUCCGGAGGGAUGCAGAAUUCUGUUCUGAAGGAAAGGGAGGGUACUUCUGCUGAGGGAUGUCUGAUGGGGACUGGGGUGGAAUCCUCCCGGGAAGGUUGUAGGCAGAACCACCCUGGGGCCAGAGCUUAGAGCGAGGCUGGUGCUGUCCCCUUUGCCCCGUGCUUUGGUCAGCAUGCUGGUCUUGUCUUCAGCCUGGCUCCCUAGGCAGAGAGGAGAGCAGGCUUCUCAUGAGUCUGCAGUGUCCUCAGUGGGUGCAGGUGGCUGUGUGGUUUAUCAGCCCAAGCCUUACCCUGGCGGUGUGCUCUGAGGCCUCCUCUACCCAACUGGAGUAAACUGGAAGCUGGGCCUCCUGUUGCUGUUGGGUUUAGUGCCCCAGAUGCAGAGAACUCAGCUGUGUACGUAGAGCUCAGCCCCUCUGGGUUGGAGUGCAGGCACAGGAGCAUGGCUCCUGUCUGGCUCCAUUCCUUGGUCUCUGGGAGUAGGCACUACUUUGGGACUUUCUCCAGAUUUUGUAUGUUGUUAUUAAAAGCGAGCUAUUGCAUUUCA
Messenger RNA from Grammomys surdaster, 2525 nucleotides. RefSeq names its product KIAA0930 ortholog. Lineage: Eukaryota; Metazoa; Chordata; Mammalia; Rodentia; Muridae. The record is from RefSeq and is a predicted model, not a curated record. The transcript has 10 exons. Bases 73 to 1287 code for a protein of 404 amino acids.